Molecule: messenger RNA, 3437 nt
Organism: Helicoverpa zea (corn earworm)
Lineage: Eukaryota; Metazoa; Arthropoda; Insecta; Lepidoptera; Noctuidae
Product: spidroin-1-like
Exons: 15
Coding region: 81-3269 (1062 amino acids)
Source: RefSeq, a predicted model, not a curated record
UGGAGUGUUGGCUGAGGAAGUAUCUUCGGUGAGUUUACAACUCACUGUUGGGUCCAAGGUUCAACUAGGGUCCAAGCAAUAUGAUGAAGAUCAGGAGGAGCCUUUGGCUUCUCUGCCUUUUGGCUGUGGGGAUCACAGCCCGCCCUGAUAGCGCUGAGCCGGCAUCAUCACCAGUGAGUGACGAAAUCAGAUCCGCGCAAUUGCUCGGAUCUUCAUCAUUAGAAUCAGACGAAGCAGCAGAUACCCCAGAUGACUCAGAAUCCAACGAAAGUCGCAUGUUCAAUCCUGACGAGCUAAUCAGCUUCGCUCCGGAGCUGUUACAAAAAUGCCGUACGGAAGGUGACAUGUACUAUGAGAAGAAGGGCGGCAUAUGCUAUGUAUGCGCUUGCUUCAACAGCAUAGGACGCUUGUACUCCAAGUGUGCACCUUGCAACCUGUGCCCACAGCCUCGCCCUCUUCCUCCAUCACCGCUGCCAGUGUUACCGAUACCGUUACCACAGCCGCUGCCGUUGCCGCCAGUGCAGCCGUUGCCGAUACCACUGCCGCCACUCCCACCACUGCCACCAUUCCCAAUACCUCGCAUUGAACCCAUUCCUCCACCGCCCCCUGCACCUAAGCCGAAACCUCAACCAUCAGAGAUAUUGUACUGUCCACCUCCUAUGUUCAUACCUGGACCACCGCGUCCAUACCCAGUACCGGUACCAGUCCCAGGUAAACCCAUAUUGGUACCUGUACCCGUACCUGUACCUGUUCCGGCUGAAAAGAUUUUCAUUCGCGGGCCAUCUGUACCUGUCCCUGUACCAGUGGAGAAGAAAGUAGCUGUACCAUACCCAGUUGACAGGCCGUAUCCAGUUCCCUCCCCGGCUAAAUUGGUACCCUACCCUGUACCAAUUAUAAAGAACGUGCCAGGACCUGAAGUGAAAGUACCGGUACCUGUACCAUCUCCUCCUAUCCGAGUACCUUACGCGGUGAAUCGCUACAUCACUGUUCCUGGCAAAGAUAGACUUAUACCUGUACCAGUACCUGUACCGGUACCUGUUAAAGUACCUGGAGAAACUAAAUACUACCCAGUACCGGUCAUCCUAUACGUAGCUCCCGAAUGCAGGACCCAAAAACCGCUGGUACCAUUCCGCGUGCCAUCCGAACCGUGCGUGAUCUUCGUCUGCAAAGUUGUGUACAACUACGUCUACAUCGAAUCGCAACCUGACCCCAAAUGCGUAAUAGUACCAUCAGACGACUCGGUAGCACCACCACCACCACUAAUCAGUCCCGGUUGGGGUUCAUCCACAGCUAUAGCUAAUGCUAAUGCUAACGCUGGCUCCAGUGGGUACGGAUCUAGUGACGCCAGCGCAUCAGCCAAUGCAAAUGCGAAUUCUGCUGGUUUAUAUCCAGGAGCCUACGGUCCCUAUGGCUUUUUCCCUGGUUCCAGUUCCAGUGCGUCAGCUGAUGCUUCAGCCAACUCUGGAAGCGGAGGCUACGGAGGAUUAAAUUGGGGUAGCGCUAAUGCUAAUGCCGCUGCAAAUGCCGCAACCAACGCUGGUUAUGGAAGUGGAUACAGUUCAGCAGAAGCUCAAGCCGCAGCUAAUGCCGGAUCUGCAGGUUUACUAGGUGGAUGGAGUCUAGCUGACGCGCAAGCAGCAGCUAAUGCCGCAACAUCAGGCUACGGAGGCGGAUACAGUUCAGCAGACGCUCAAGCUACCGCUAAUGCUGGAUCAUCAGGUUUAGGAGGUGGAUGGAGUUUGGCUGACGCGCAAGCCGCUGCCAAUGCUGGAUCAUCAGGCUACGGAAGCGGAUAUAGCCUAGCGGAUGCCCAAGCCGUAGCUAACGCCGGAUCAGCAGGCUAUGGAGGCGCAUAUGGUUUGGCAGAUGCUCAGGCAGCAGCUACUGCUGGUUAUGGCAGUGGAUACAGCUUGGCAGACGCUCAAGCUGCAGCAAAUGCAGCGGGCUAUGGAAAUGGAUACAGUUCGGCAGACGCAAACGCUGCUGCUAAUGCUGCAACUAAUUCUGGCUAUGGACCAGUGAUAAGUAGCUAUGGAGGAGCAAACGCUAAUGCCGCUGCUAAUGCAGCAACUAAUACAUGGUUAAAUGGCUAUGGGGUAGCAAACGCUAAUGCAGCUGCAAAUGCUGCAACCAACGCUGGCUAUGGAGGUGGAUACAGUUCAGCCGACGCGCAAGCCGCAGCUAAUGCCGCAUCAUUAGGGUACGGAGGUGGUUACAGUUCAGCAGACGCUCAAGCUGCCGCUAAUGCAGGAUCAUCAGGCUUUGGCGGUGGAUGGAGUUUGGCUGAUGCCCAAGCUGCUGCCAAUGCUGGAUCAUCAGGCUACGGAGGAGGAUGGAGUUCAGCCGACGCGCAAGCCGCUGCCAAUGCUGGAGCAUCAGGUAUUGGAGGUGGAUACAGUUUGGCAGAUGCCCAAGCUGCAGCUAAUGCCGGAUCAUCAGGCAUAGGUGGCGGAUGGAGUUUGGCUGACGCGCAAGCAGCUGCUAAUGCCGCAUCAGGCGUUGGUGGGUACGGAGGCUACAGUGAUGCUAAUGCUGCAGCACAAGCUGUAACUAACGCCGGAUCUGGUUAUGGAGGAGGUUACAGUAUCGCAGAUGCCCAAGCAGCAGCCAACGCUGGAGGAUAUGGUGGCUUGGGAGGUUACAGCGAUGCAAGUGCCGCUGCACAGGCAGCUGCCGCCGGCUAUGGUGGAUAUGGAAAUGCUAAUGCUGCUGCUCAAGCUGCUGCUCAAGCUGCUGCUAACGGUUAUGGUGGAUACGGAGGCUACGGCGAUGCCAGUGCAGCUGCCGCUGCCGCUGCUGCUGCUGCUGCCGCCGGCGGCUAUGGAGGCUACGGUGAUGCCAGUGCCGCUGCUGCCGCCGCUGCUGCAGCUGCUGCCGCCGGCGGCUAUGGAGACGCUGGUGCAGCGGCUGCGGCUGCUGCAGCUGCCGCUGCUGCUGCCGGAGCAGGCUAUGGAGACGCUAGUGCAGCGGCUGCGGCUGCCGCGGCUGCCGCAGCUGCGGGUGGUGCAGGCGGCUUCGGAGAUGCAAGUGCAGCUGCCGCCGCCGCCGCUGCCGCUGCAGCAAAUGCUAAUGGCUAUGGUGGCUAUGGAGGAUCAAACGCAAUUUCUCAAGCAUUGGCGAACGCUGGCUUCGGCAUUCGAAGCGGGGAACCAGAUGACCAGUCUAGAUCCGGACAGUUAGAUGAAUCAGAUGAUCUUAUAGCUUCACAAGAAGCUAGGAAGAAACGUAACACUGAGCAACGCAAACCCAAUCUCAGAAUGAGAGCCUAAACCGAAUAUCAGGAACUUUCUAGACUUACCACAAGUCAACACAAUGAUCUCUCGACAAACAUGGCAUGAAUCUGGAAUCGAUUUUGUUUAAAUUUAAUUGAAGCAUCUAGAAAAUGACGAGCAAACUUCAUACUUAUAUGUAUCUAUAAUAAAGCAUUCAGUGGGUUA